This is a messenger RNA of Laetiporus sulphureus 93-53, 764 nucleotides long. RefSeq lists its product as uncharacterized. The coding region runs from base 122 to 634 and encodes 170 amino acids. The transcript has 4 exons. Lineage: Eukaryota; Fungi; Basidiomycota; Agaricomycetes; Polyporales; Laetiporaceae. The record is from RefSeq and is a predicted model, not a curated record.
GUAAUCUCCAUGGCAUCCUGACUCCUCUACCCGCGCAGGCUGAUCGUAUAAGGACGUCUCCUUCCCUGUAACAGCGCAGCCUCUGGACUCGGCAACGUCGCUCACAUUCCGAGUCGUGACAAUGUUCAGCAACCUGAUUCAACUUAUUCCUCAGCCUGAUGACGGCCAGGCUAACAAAGAGGCACUCAAAUCGCUUGCGAUGCGUCCUUUGCCAUUGCCAGGAUUCAAGCCAUCGGAAGCUGUACAACAGCGCACGGCGCUGGACAUUAUCAACCAGGACGUGAUUGGAACGACAUUCGAUUUAGUCGGAGAGAGAGCGUUCGAGUACUUGCUCUUCGGAGUCCUUUGCGUCUCCGGCACCAUCCAUUUCCUCACCUUCAAUGUGGAAGUCUCUGUGUCCUUAAGGAUUCCGGUCAUAGGAGACGUGCAGCUAGGCUCUGCCAGUGGGAACCCAAAGAAUGAGAUUACCUUAUCUGUGGGCUCCAAAGCGGUCGCUAGCGGCGCAAUCAUGCUCCACGUCAAGAACGGGAAUGAAGUCUGGGUUCGCAUGAUCCAGCUGAACACUGUUGUCGGCAGCUGGAAUAAGGAAGUCAAGUUGUUUAUUCUAGCGGCUAGGGUCUAUGCUUUGGCAUGAACGAAAUUAUCAAAUUCAUCGUAAGACAUUGUUACGACUAUAUGUACCCGUUGAAGGUCGUCGAUAUUGGUUCUGUCUUUGCACAUGUAAAUUAAUUGACCGAGCAACAUUAUGCACCACGGUACUCAAC